Caenorhabditis remanei is the source of this 486-nucleotide messenger RNA. RefSeq lists its product as uncharacterized. The record is from RefSeq and is a predicted model, not a curated record. NCBI's taxonomy places the organism in Eukaryota, Metazoa, Nematoda, Chromadorea, Rhabditida, Rhabditidae. The transcript has a single exon. The coding region runs from base 1 to 486 and encodes 161 amino acids.
AUGACUUUCUUGCGGGGUAACGACCGAUUUGAAGUGGAAUCGUUGAAAAAUGCGAUUAAAAGUGUGGAUCAGCUUUUUUUAACUGGAGAGAACUCUGAAUCUCGGAAUAGGGUACUUUUAGAACAUUUCAAAAAUGCCAACGCGCUAAUUCUAGGAAGGAAACCAUUUGAAAAAGCUUGUGAAGUUCAAAAAUACUUCAUUCGAAAUUUCAAAAGUAUCGCAUAUUGUGAUGAUGUUUCACUUGAUGAUAUGUUAUUGGUUAACAGUGAGAGAGUCGAAUUAUCCCGUCCAAUAUCUCAGAAACAAUUCAUUCGAUUUCUCAAGCAUUGGAUUCGUGGAUCUAAUCCAAGACUGCAAUUCAUGAAUCUAUACAUCGAUAUUGCUGAUUUAGUAAACGGAGAGGUGUAUUUGAAAGGAAUCAACUGGAUUGAAAUAACUGAAGAGUCGAAGAAAGAAAUCCGUCAAAAACACGGAAUUGACGAUUGA